Molecule: messenger RNA, 3123 nt
Organism: Alternaria atra
Lineage: Eukaryota; Fungi; Ascomycota; Dothideomycetes; Pleosporales; Pleosporaceae
Exons: 6
Coding region: 1-3123 (1040 amino acids)
Source: RefSeq, a predicted model, not a curated record
AUGGGGGAUACUUUUCUCAGGCAAGACAAGAUUCGCAUGUUGGAGGCAGAACGGGCACAUCAGGUUGUGUCUGCCAGUGUCACACAACAUCCGUUAGAGGUGGACGGGGAUGUCAGCGACUCCAGCUACUUCUCUGACAACGACGAUGUCCACCAUGAUCUGAACACGGAUCUUAUCCGCAUUCGACGUACCACCAAGGAUCUCAACAUCGUGAAUCGAUAUAGGCCACAUUGGACAUGCAAGGAAGCAUUUCGUGAGUCCUAUCAAAACUGGAGAGACGGCAUUCUGAGAUCUUUCGACCUUGCUCAAUCCCGAUUUCGUCCCACGUAUACCGAGAAACUCGAUGGGGGAAAAGGGGUCAUACUCAUCGAGGCGCGUCAUCCAGACACUGGAAAGUUGCUUGGCUUUAUUCAAUUCAGAUGUGAUAAGGAAGGAUAUUGUGUAGGAGGUCUGAAGAUAGUCAACUUCAAAGCCACUCUCAGGUACUGCGAUUUGGGUACUGGGGCAACAACUAAGGCCCACGACAAUGGACAGACCGGACAACAUGGCGAUGGCAUGAAGCUCUCUGCCCUUGUUUAUCGACGCAACAACUACAACGCUCACUAUGAAAGUGGUGGAUUCAAAUGGAGAUUCUUAUACAAGAAAGGUAGCCUAGCCUGCUCUCUCAGUCGCAUCAAUGAGAAGAGAUUGGAAAAUUUAAAGAAGAAGGCUUGGGGUCAGCCCAGGACUCACAUCUCGCAUCCCUGGGAGGAUGUUUGCUUGACCGUUGCUGCUCCGGGGCGUACUCGCGACAUCUGUGGAUCCCCGACGCAGGGCAAACGACUUAGUAUUGCCGAGUACAAGGAUUGGAUCACUGUUACGCUCGACAUCAAUCCACCAAAAGAUAUCAUUCGCACCAUUCAUGGUGACCUUAUUCGCGAUCCUGAAUACCAAGGACGCAUGUACCUACGUGGUCUUCUACUACCGCGCGGUGGAACGAACAGAGAAAAAUACGUAUACGGAUACAACUUCGCCGAAGGAAGUACAAGCUCCGAUCGCGAUGCGCUUUCGGGCGUAGGAGAAGAAAGUGAAGGCAUUUCCGCCAUCUGGUCAGCUGCGAUACGAGCAGAUGCGUCUAGUGAUUCCGAACUAGUGUCGGACUACACUUAUCUGCUUCUAAGCUCCAUCAACAAGAAGGGUGACGUAAUGAUGCAAAUUCACGAGGGGGAGGAUGAGCUUAUGCCUGGCGAUAUUGCCAGGAGGGUUUGGGCGAAGAUGCUGACGCUCAACAAGGAUGAUGAAGGUCGAACAGCCUUUUACUAUUCGGCUAGUGAGGGAAAGGAUGAAGUGCAUAUCAUCGAGAAGAGUUUGCGCAAGAAUCCUGUUCCCAUCGACCCCGAGUUAUGGAGGAUCUUGAGGAAGUACUUCCUUUGCAAAACACCUAGAGAUGAACUGCUCCAUCGUUUCAAAUCUGCGCGAGUUGUAAAACUACCUAACAGCAGCUUUGCGUUACAUAUGAACAGGAUGUUGAAGUGCUUGUUGUCGUCCUCUCCAGCGACCCGGGACAUGAAACUUUUCUUUGUGAACGGCGAGCACUUGGACAUUGACGCCGGAUUCUUUGCAGAUGCGUGGAAAAUUCACAGCAAGUGGCUUACUUGGGAAGGCGCGCACGAGCAAACGUUUUGCGAAGAAGACCAAUCAGCAAACCAAGAGGUAUUCUCCUGCGAUCACGCAGUCCUGCAGCUAUGGGAUAUUAUGAUCUCUCGGCUCAUAGCCACUGGUCAUCAUCCUCAAGUUGUCACUGAAGAACGCUGGCUCAAGAGUAUGGCAAGGAAUCGCUUGUCGCAGAUGCCUAGGUCUGUUAAAUGCUUUCCAACACAGAAAAAGGGCGAGCUUUCGGUCACUUGGGAGUCGACAGACUCACACAGGCACAAGGACAAGACGGUCAAGAUUGUUCUGUCUCGGGUUGGAGUUAGGCAUAAACUACCGUUGCAUGCUACUCUUAUACACCAUGAAGAAGAGUCUUGCGCCUGCCCAUAUCAGAUAUCGCAAGCUGUCAGCGGUGGUGUCACAUUCUCAGGUCUUGACACCAACCUUGGAUACCUCCCUCAAGUAUCAAGAGACGUUGAAGGGUCUUUCAUUGCUAUAUCUCCAAAGCCUAUGAAGCCUCUUCACGAAGAUGCUGUUCAUUUACAAUCUCUCGCUCCUCAGCUGCGCGUACAGGAGCUGCCAAACUGGCGAUCGCCUGAGUUGAUGUUAAUCGAACAGCAGCAUAAGGAGCGAUGGGCCACUGCCCGGCAAGAACAAGGCAAUCAAUCUUGGCAUCCUCUACUGGGAAGCCAUGCACUUCAGGACUACCAAAUGCAGCUCAUGUUGCUCGAGCAGCAGAAUAAAAGGCGGUUGCCCAUGGCUCGGCAGGAACAAGACAACCAAUCUGGACAUCCUCAGCAAGACGCUACCGGCGAUCCAGGCUCUGGGGCCGACAUGUCACCUGGAGGUAACAGAGCCGAAGCGGACACCGAGCCUACACUAUCUUCAGUCGAGACCGGUUCUCACUCUGCUGCUGUGGAUCUAAUUGGACCGCGUAGUAAUUACGGACCUCCCCGUGUCAGCGGCGACGAUGAGAUGGAAGACAGUGGAUCUCUGUAUCGACCACCAAGUAGCAGUCCACCUCCGUCAGCCGCGGUAGCUCCGCUAGCGCCGCCAAGUCCGAAGCCAUCCACAGUGCGCAGCAAGAUAGUAUGUGUGGACCUGACAACCCGGUCCGAAGAAGAUACUUACUUUCUCGGCACUAAGAUCAAGCACAAGGCGCUUGACUGGGCUGGCAGCUUUCCUGGGAGUCACGACUUCUACCGGACUCGCAAUGAACCAGAUCAGGAGAUAUAUAUACUGAAACCGAAAAUUAACGCUAGAAAAUUACGUCGCAAGAGGGUGCAAUCCGGAUCCAAAGACCGGGGUAGUUCGAAGAAACCGCGUGCCAGCACAGCGGCUGACCGGGCGGCUUCAUCAGUAUACAUCGUCCUUUCAAGCCCAGAACCCGAGAGCGAUCAAGAUACACAAAACGUUCUUGAUAGUCGCUCCGCGGGCAGUGGACUGGCGAGCAUGACCCCACGGCCAGAAAAAGGUAUUAAAUAUCGCUACUGA